CACCGAGUUUCAGAAAAUAGAUAAGUGAAUAUUUAACACAUUUGUUGAUUUAUAAAAUUUGAAUGAGCAGGGCGGUCUUGAAUGUGAUGUGUGGAGCUGUCUGGGAUCUUCCUACUUGAAGUACUCCGUGUCACUCUCUAUUCGUUUUGGACAAUGGUACCCCGUUAUGUUUUCCGACCGGUCGUUGCGUUGUAAGAGGAAUUAUAAGUCUGUAGGUUGCUGUGCGUACGGGAGUUAUCUGGCGAUUUGUCUGUUGGUAUUCUGCGAACAUUGAAGAGGUUUUGGAAAUCUGCGGUUGGGGACAACGUGGUAGGAGACGUAGCGACCAGGCAUGCAAGGUCUGUCAUGGAUGUGUAGGCAUUAGUGGUUAUUUUAAGUGAAAUGCGUGAACCGCGCAGACAUGCGUUACCGAGGCGUUGGUUUUGGGAGUGUCUCGACCUGUAGUGUCGUUGUUAGGUUUGAUGCAGUGGUUGUGUUGCUGGAUGUGGUAAUGGUUAUUGGUUGCAUGAGUGCUCUGGGGUGAGAAGACGUACGGCCUUUUGUGUUGCAUACUCAGAUCGUGAAACGGGAGGCUGUGAUCGUACCUGCUGAUAGGAGUUGUGGAAUGCUGGCGAGUACUUGUUUGUGCACAUAAUGUAUUUGGAUUCGGUAUCCGUCUAGAUAUGUCUUACGAAGUGUUAUAGCCGCAAAGUAUUGUUACGAUGUCUGUUAACUUAAUUUACGACACGGUUGUAUGACUAGUAUUAUUUAUUACAAUUGGGAGCUGGAUACUGACCGGAAUGUGUAGUUGUAUGCCUUUUCAGGUCAUUUGUGUUGUAGGAUGGUUAAAUUCGCCAUGACAAGGGAUACUUCACAUUAAUUUUUUUUGAAGUCCUUGUUAAGUAGGCUUGGAAGUGAACAGUUGGGGUGAUCUGUGGAGCUGUAGAAAGAAUUGGUGAAUGGUGUAGCUUAGUGUGAAAAUAAGCGGUUGUGAAAUGGUUAUUCUGAGUUAUUUUCAUGAUGGCCGUGGGAUCAAUUAUGUUUUCUGAGAAAUUGCGUUUCAUGUCCCUAGGCUGUGGAGUAGCUGUAACAAGCGAGGGCUAAGACUCUUCUUCAAGUCAGCAAUCAUGGGACACGUAUGGUUGUCACCACUGGUUUUCGCUCACAUGCGUUAAGGUUUACGGAGAUUGUUCAUCUCUUUAGUAGAGAAACUGCGUUGAACCUCGUCCGUAAAUAUUGACGCUACUGGCCAGUCCAUCAACAACCGGCAUGAGGAAGAACUCGAGGUCUGAUCUUCAAGAUUCUAUGGGAUAGUGGUGUGACAUUUAAUGGACGUUUAGUGGAAGGGCAACAAUAUGUAUUAAUGAGAUACUGAGACGGGAAAUCCGAACAAAGUCCUCUGGUUGUAGGUAUCCGCACUGUAAUUCUCUGUGGAUUGAUAAGAGGGUAGUGGAUAGGGCGAGCAGCAUCAACAUUAUAGUUGGCAAUGAUGGAGCUGGAAGAGAGCUAGCUGUGGUGUUCAAAUCUGCAGCAUCAAUCUGGUUCUUCUGAUAUUGUCAUCAAACGCUGUGAUCUUCCCUGGUAGGAGGAAAGUUACAUUCUCAUUCAAGGUCAUUCUUCCUGGCCUAUUGUUACUUGUGGCAAUGGACGGCACGUCUUCCGGUAAAGGUGACGGACGUCAAGUGAAUUGGUCGCAUCCCAUGAGCAGCUCCUCGCAUCUUCCUCCUAAAAGCCCUGGGGGAUAUUCAAUGUUUGGAUCUGGGUCCAGUCUUUUUGAGUCGGAUCUUCUGGCCACUCUUCCACUUCGGGGCGGUGGCCACCACAAGCGCACUCCUUCGGCUGGUUAUCUUCCCAACGUUGCGCCUACGUGGUUGGAGGAAAUAUUGGAAUCUCCAGACGGAGAGGUGGUGGUGCGGAAAGGCUCACAUCGGCGGUCAUCUAGUGAUUCGGUGGCUUUCCUGGAUACCCCGCAAGAUUUUGCCAACUUUGUAGAGAAUGUAACGGAGGAAGAAUUUAUUUUGCGGGAGCCCCCACCCCCAAUUGCACGUCCAAAUCAUCGCAGGGGCUUGAGUGCAGAUUACCAAAGUUCCCAGUAUGAUGUCCCUCCACCACAGCGACCCUCUCACAGGAGGGGUAUGAGUGCAGACUACAACAACAAUAGGUUAGACAAAGAACAGUUGAUGAGUGUGCUUUCUGAGCUGGAACCAUUCCAGACGCAGCUUCCAAGGCACAGGUCCGAUAAGCCUAUACCUCGAGUUGGUGGUCCACUCCCUGUAACUAGACCAGCCUCUUCUGGAGAUAGCUGGAGUAUAGAGAAAUGGAAGAAACAUGUGACGUUGUCUGUUCCCAGCUCGACUUCCGACAGCCCGAGCUAUGAGAGAGGGAAGAACCUGAAGUCGAGUGUGACGACCUCUGAGAAUCGGUCGACUGGGUCCGAUAGCAAUAGCCACAGCGAUGAGUCGAAUGAUGAACUGCAAUCUGGGAGCGUUAGAAGGGGGAAGAUUGAGCAAGAUGCACAGAGCAAGAAGGAAGUUGAUGGGUCACGGCAAGCACACGGCGAUGGUACGGAAGUAGACCCAAGUCUAGAUCCGAAGAAAGCAAAAAGAAUUCUUGCCAAUAGGCAGUCAGCUCAAAGAUCCCGCGUACGGAAGCUGCAAUACAUAUCAGAGUUGGAAAGAAGCGUGAAUGCGUUGCAGGUGGAGGUUUCAACGAUGACACCUCAGGUGGGGUUCUACGACCAUCGGAGAGCAUUUCUUACCGCAGAGAAUGUUCUAUUGAAGCAGAAGUUAGCAGCGUUGAGUCAAAGCCAGCGGUACAAGGAGGCUCAAAACGAGUCUCUGAAAAAAGAGGUACAGAGACUUCUUCAGAUUUUCAAUCAGCAGAAUCAGUCUCAGCAGCAGAUUCAGGUGGUACAGCAUCGGCCUCUAUCUCCGAAUGCCUACGACAUUCCGCAGCAGUUUAGCAAGUUGGACUUGGGUCCAAGCAUCCCGAAACCGAAGUCGCCGGAUCUAUAUUCAUCGGGAGGAGGUGGCAAGACCUCAACGGAACUGGCUUCAUCCCUGUUUGCAGGAGGUGUGGCGUCUUCGCUGAUACGAAGUGGUAGCAACGUGAUCAGGCCUCCGUCGCAAUCUGCGAAAGGUGUCGUGUCCUCAAGCUGCAUGGUUUCUAGCAGUGGGAAGAGUUUAGAGGGGAGGAUGAUGGGAGGGUCCGGAACUCUUUCAUCGGAUUUCAUGGUUCAUAACUCUUGAUCAGCCCGGAUGGAUGGAGGAUGAGUAAUACCACAUUUUGAUAUGCGAACAGCAUUCGACUUGUCUUAAUAGGUCGUGGCUAAGUAACGAGCCUCAACGGAUACCCCACGUCUCGUGGGUGCACAGGACGUGCACAUGGCAGUCAUUGGGUGAUUCGAAAACCUGGACAUGGAGGAAUACGUCCCAUUUGCAGACACAUUAGAUUCGGUACACAUUAGAUGUGCAAGGGUUGCCGCCAAGAGUUCCAAUGUGCUGGAUAGGGCAUGCUGAGGUGCCAAGUCUCAUGGCUAUGGGCCGUGAGACUUAUUUAGAAGCUGUUGAAGGAGUUGUUUUGUCGUUCUUUCAGCUUCCGCUUCCACCCCUGCCCUCAUGGCUUGGUAUGGCAGGGAUCUGAGUCCUAGAAGACGUGUUGGAAUAUGCCCUGACAUACCGAGUCUCGCUUACUUGGGGAUGUGCAACCUAGACCUUUUGUGAUUCAUAAGUAUCAUUCAUUUUCGUGCCUGCAGAAGUGGUGAUGUACGUAUUUGCCUUGCGGAUUUGGGUUCCGGUUCGACAAAUGGGAUUUUUCUACUUUCCCUCAA
This is a messenger RNA of Physcomitrium patens, 3808 nucleotides long. RefSeq lists its product as uncharacterized. The record is from RefSeq and is a predicted model, not a curated record. Gene Ontology annotation, molecular function: DNA-binding transcription factor activity; DNA binding. Gene Ontology annotation, cellular component: nucleus. Gene Ontology annotation, biological process: positive regulation of DNA-templated transcription. Lineage: Eukaryota; Viridiplantae; Streptophyta; Bryopsida; Funariales; Funariaceae.